AUAUAAGUGGAAUAACCAAGGAUAAAAGAGGAACAAUGAACGAUAUAAGUGGAACAAUAACAGGAGAAACAACAGAAUUAAUUUCUGCAACAUAAAAGAUGGUGUGCAUUCAAACAGGAUUUAACAGUAUGUGCAGGAACUGGAGAUUACGAGGCAUAAAACAAGGAAAUACUGGACUCAAAGAUAUCUUUGGCUGACAGAAGAGUUUGACUCUGGUAGUGCAAAUGACAAAUCACUAUUGCUCAGCUUUGCAACUAGUAGACUAGUGAAGAAAUAAAACCAGAAAGCAUGAACACAUUUGUUUAGUUAUCAAAAUGAACUGGCAUUCAUGGCCGUACAUAUGCUAUAAAAUCAAUAAAACAGGAAAAUAAAAGGACAGAAGAAAUUGUAGUCAUUUAACUGAAAUACGAAACUAAUUUUUGACUUUUAAAAAUGGCGGCGUCCAUGAACACUUCCUGUUUAGAAAUAUUAAAAUUUUUAAAAUGAAUAUACACCUUUUCCAGAUCAUUUAUAACUAAAAAGCUACAGAAUUUAUGUUAAAACAAUUCGCCUUUAGCACAAGGUCAUUUAGGACGGUAAAAGAGAAAGGAAUACCCCUUGCAAUCACAGGAACCUGUAGUUACUGUGCUUGAAAAAUGGAAUUCGUUCUUGGAGGAGUUGCAGCAUGUGGAGCUGGUGUAUUUACAAACCCUUUGGAAGUGGUCAAAACUCGAAUGCAAUUACAAGGGGAAUUAAAAGCGAGGGGCCAAUAUGCAAAACAUUAUAGAAAUGUGUUUCAUGCAUUUUUCGCAAUAGCUAAAAAUGAUGGAAUACUAGCAUUACAAAAAGGAUUAGUUCCGGCACUGUGGUAUCAGUUGUUUAUGAAUGGUUGGCGCCUGGGUGCAUAUCAGUGCUUUGAUAAUUUUGGUUUUACAAAGGAUAAAUCUGGGACUGUGAGCAUUCCAAAAAGUAUUGUAGCUGGUGCAACUGCUGGGGGGAUUGGUGCUGUUGUAGGCAGCCCAGUGUAUAUGAUAAAAACUCACCUGCAAUCCAGGGCAUCCCAGCAAAUUGCAGUAGGACAUCAGCAUGAUUAUUCGAGUAUGUCCAAGGGCAUCAUGGUCAUAUAUAGACAGCAAGGUGUCAAAGGCCUUUGGAGGGGAGUGUCAGGUGCAGUACCCAGGGUUAUGGUUGGCUCAGCAGUCCAACUAACAACUUUCUCAAGAACAAAACAGCUGGUGGCAGAUACUAAAUUGGUGUCUGAGGACAGCUGGUUAGUACCUUUCACUGCUAGUAUGAUGAGUGGAGUCUUUGUGGUGGCCUGUAUGACACCCUUUGACGUUGUCUCAACUCGGCUUUACAAUCAAGGAACUGAUGCUCGUGGCAAGGGACUUACUUACAAAGGAUUCUUUGAUUGUUUUGUGAAAGUGUUCAUGAAGGAAGGUAUAUGGGGAUUCUAUAAAGGAUGGGCAGCAUCUUUAUUUAGACUCGGGCCACACACUGUAUUAAGUUUAUCUAUAUGGACUGAGACACGGAAAAACUAUAAGAAACUCAGUGAGCACACACACUUUCCAGAAGUGUUAAAACUGAAGAAGUAAUACAGUAGACACCUCAGUACUCAUUCUACCUUUUCUAAAUGAACAUUUUUACAGCUCAGGGUUCAAAACUCCCAGCUGCCAACUGCCAAUGGUAAUCGCUAUUCACAUUUCACACUUGCAGUGAUCUCCCCAGUAUUUUUUAUCAGGGGGGUGCAAAAUUCUCAUUUUCAC
This is a messenger RNA of Owenia fusiformis, 1745 nucleotides long. The record is from the annotation of a GenBank genome assembly. NCBI's taxonomy places the organism in Eukaryota, Metazoa, Annelida, Polychaeta, Sabellida, Oweniidae.